This is a messenger RNA of Eublepharis macularius, 814 nucleotides long. Its product is annotated as antimicrobial peptide NK-lysin-like. Gene Ontology annotation, biological process: antimicrobial humoral immune response mediated by antimicrobial peptide; defense response to bacterium; killing of cells of another organism. Gene Ontology annotation, cellular component: cytolytic granule. The record is from RefSeq and is a predicted model, not a curated record. Bases 176 to 676 code for a protein of 166 amino acids. The transcript is spliced from 5 exons. NCBI's taxonomy places the organism in Eukaryota, Metazoa, Chordata, Lepidosauria, Squamata, Eublepharidae.
GGGCGGACUGCUGAGGCCACAGCUCCCCAAGCUUGCCUUUAUAAGCCUUUUUAUCAAUUUCCAGAUACUCUUGAGAGUUCAGAUACGCCCUGUGCUGCUUUAGGUAUAAAAAGCCUAGUUGGACUGAAGUGUUUGGAAGUGGCUUUUCCAGCUGCGGUUGAACUGCUGACCUCCAAUGGCUUCUUUGUUCAUUUUGUCCCUGAAUAUUGCUGUAGGUGCAGCCUUGGCUGGAUCCCAUCUGGUUCCUGAGACAUGCCUGCAAGGUCCAGAGUUCUGGUGCAAGGACAUGGCUACAGCUGUUGAAUGCAGGAGGGAGCAGUAUUGUUGGAAUCUCCAGAACGGCUCCUUGUUGUGGGAGACACUCUUGGAAGAGGAAGAGGCCCCUGCUCCAGGGAAGAAAUGUUCUAUGUGCAUCAAGAUAAUGCAGAAGCUCCAGGAACUGGCUGGGGAUGAUCCAGAUGAAGAAGCAAUUAAUAAUGCAAUCAGAAAGACAUGUAAGUCUCUGCCCAAGCCCCUGGGUUGGGUUUGCAAAACCGUGAUGAAAAAGUUCAGAGAUAAGAUCAUCGAGGCUCUGCAGAAUAACGAGGACCCAAAAGAAAUGUGCGUUGACCUCAAAAUAUGCCGACGUGACUCAAGAGUACUCCCAGGUCCUGCUGCUUACGCUGCUGCACACUGAUCCUGGAGACCAGCACAGAUGAUUGAUGGUUUCAAUCACAGAUGAUUUUCAGAUGCUGAGCAUUCCGCUGUAAGGUUUUCACCAGUUGCUUGCCCAUGAUGAAUCUUUGCUUUCGGGUGUUACGCUGAAUAAAAAUGC